This is a messenger RNA of Anneissia japonica, 899 nucleotides long. RefSeq lists its product as uncharacterized. The record is from RefSeq and is a predicted model, not a curated record. The transcript is spliced from 2 exons. NCBI's taxonomy places the organism in Eukaryota, Metazoa, Echinodermata, Crinoidea, Comatulida, Comatulidae. Bases 10 to 363 code for a protein of 117 amino acids.
UUGGAACUCAUGAAGCAGUUUGGACUUCUCUGUGAGCAAAAGAAUGUGGAAAGCAGACAACGCUCAUUUUUUGUGCCCUGUCGAUUGAAGCGUAGCAAAGAGAGUUUGUCUAUCAAACCGGACACGGAUGGGAUGGUAUCUAUCUAUAUGGCCUCCGAGGAUUUCAUCCCCGAUAGUAUCUUCCACCCUUUAGUUGUCGGCUUGAUUAGAAUGGUGCAAGACAUGGGUUACACGGCUAAACUAGAGUUAUUCAGCAACAAUGCAAUCAUCGCUCUAGGACGUGAUCACAUUCUCAGCCUAGGACCAGUAGUUAUUAAUAAUAAACCUUCCUUAAAGGUAGUGUCACUUAGUUUGAUUGAUUGACCAACAAGUUGCUUUUUUUAAGGUUAUUGUUUUGAUUUUAGUAUACAUGUGUUUUUAUAAUACCUAAAGCCUUUACUUUUUUUUUUUCCUUUCUUUGUAUUUGAUUGACAUAAAUAAUAAUUAUAAUGCUGAUAAAAUAAUACACAAGCUUGCAUAAUAUUCCAAUUAAAAUGAAUUCUCUAUUGGCCACUGACUUUCACAUGGUUGCUGAUGAGAUGGUGGUGAAUCUCGGAUCAUAAGCUCACUUAGAUGAGAAUGACAUGAAAUUGGAUUUUCAAUUUCAAAUAAAUCUAUUAUUGAAUGAUAAUUUAAUUGACUGGUUGGUUGAUUAAUAAAUUAAUUUGAUUUUUAUUUUAGCUUGAAGUAUUACACAAGCCUAUAGAUCAAGAGGGAGAUACUAAUGUGGCAGCGUGUGAACCCAGUCCAAGAGUCUGUAUGCAGGUACAUUAUAUUUAUGUAAUAAAAUCCUGUGGUUAAGAUAUCAGCUGUUAAACAAAAUAAUUUUGUUUUUUUUAUAUUUGUUCCUUGAACAAUAU